UGAAGAAUUGAAGGAUUUCCUUGAAACCGCAGCCAUGCAUGGCCUCUCCAUCAUGCCUUUGGUUCAAACGUUCGGCCACAUCGAAUUUGCUUUAAAACUACCAAGAUUCGAACAUAUGCGUGAAAUAUCCGAAAGUCCACAGUCUAUAUGCCCCAGCCAGCAGGAUUCAAUUGCAUUUAUUCAGAACAUGCUGACCCAAAUUAUAGAAUUCCAUCUUAGCUUAAAUGGUGCAGCUACAAAUAGUAACAGUUCAUCAACAGUGGCGCAGGCCACUUUUUUGCCAUCGGACCAUUCCAACAAAUUCACACACAUUCACAUUGGUUGUGACGAAGUGGCGCGCAUGGGCGAGUGCAACCUAUGUCGACAGCAUGCUCGCAACGAAAUUUUCCUCAGCCACGUAACGACUAUUGCCAAUUUUGUGAGAACGCACUGGCCUCAACUACAGGUGGUCAUUUGGGAUGACAUGCUGCGCGGCAUGAUGCUAAGCGAAAUGCAUCAUUCGCACAUCGGCAACUACGUAGAGCCUAUGGUGUGGGUGUAUGCCAACGAUAUAUACAGAUUCAUACAACCGCAGCUGUGGGACAUGUACUCCAAAGUCUUCCCAACCGUUUGGGCAGCAUCUGCUUUUAAAGGUGCGUUUGGUGAGAGCCUUAUGAUACCACCACUGCAGCGCCAUUUAGAGAAUAAUAUCAGAUGGCUAGCAGUCGUUGCGAAAGAGGGCGGACGGUUUUCGAAAGGCAUACGCGGUUUGACAUUAACCGGUUGGCAACGGUAUGAUCAUUUUGCGGUGUUAUGUGAAUUGCUUCCGGUGGGCAUACCUAGUUUGAUUACCUCACUAUCUACGGUGUCAAAAGGUCAUUUCAUUACCAAUCCGAAGGAGAACGACAUUUUGCGCAUACUCGAGUGUGCCUUCCAUCCAGAUAGUCGACGCUCAGGACAUCCCUGGAUAGAGCUACACCCGAACUCACAUCAUAGUCAGUUAUUUUCCUCCUGCACAUAUCCCGGAAGCAUGGUAUACAAGUAUGCGUUGCGACUCUUUGAUAAGCUAGUAGAGGUACAGAAUUACUUGCUACAUGUGAAGGAACAAAGUGCCUGGAUGUCGGACUACAAUGUGCGUCACAAUUUUUCCUCGCCACUCCGUGUACGGGAGCUCACGAUUAAUACGCCGAACUACAUUAAUGAACUAAGUGGCAUGGCCAGAGAAGCCCACGAAGUGAUGUACGAGGUGUUUGACGAUUAUACCAUCGUUGAAUUUGUCGAGCAAAAUAUUUAUCCGACGAUUGCGAAACUGCAACGGCAAUUGGAACACGCCCAAAGUUUAAUGCAACGACGUGUAUGGCCGCAGCGUCCUCUUCCUUACGGUGCGGAAUUGGUUGAGCUUAAUUUGGUUCCCCUUCAAUUGUUAAAUGCGGCCGGAACUGGCGCUGAAGCUGGGAGUAAUGGUGAUAUGACAUAAAUUUAAGUUGUAGUUUUAAGCCCUAUGGCAUCAAAUGACGUUAACAAUUGAAAUAAUAUUCAAAUGCUUUAAGCAAAGAGAUUAUUAAAAAAAAGAGCACCGUUAAUUAGGCGAGAAACACAAUUUGUCUCGUCAUUUACACUAUGUAACAUACAUACAUACAUUUGUGUAUGCAUGUACAUACAAGUAUGUUAACAUUAAAUUAAACUUAAUAUUAAAUUUAAUGAUCACUGAACAAAUACUGUUAACAUUUUCUAUAAUGCUUUGUAAUUAUAAUAAACAACAAUCUAUAUCUAAUUACAUAUGUACAUAUGUAUAUGUACAUAUGCUGUAAUAAAUACAAACAUGAAUACUUUACAUUAUAAAAUAAAGACGUGAUCACAUUAA
Rhagoletis zephyria (snowberry fruit fly) is the source of this 1843-nucleotide messenger RNA. Its product is annotated as hexosaminidase D-like. Lineage: Eukaryota; Metazoa; Arthropoda; Insecta; Diptera; Tephritidae. The record is from RefSeq and is a predicted model, not a curated record. Gene Ontology annotation, molecular function: hexosaminidase activity.